Messenger RNA from Corvus hawaiiensis (hawaiian crow), 1992 nucleotides. It is a transcript of the gene ANKRD1, whose product is annotated as ankyrin repeat domain 1. Gene Ontology annotation, molecular function: RNA polymerase II-specific DNA-binding transcription factor binding. The transcript is spliced from 9 exons. Gene Ontology annotation, cellular component: nucleus. Gene Ontology annotation, biological process: regulation of transcription by RNA polymerase II. The coding region runs from base 244 to 1206 and encodes 320 amino acids. NCBI's taxonomy places the organism in Eukaryota, Metazoa, Chordata, Aves, Passeriformes, Corvidae. The record is from RefSeq and is a predicted model, not a curated record.
ACGCCCCUUCGCUGCCUCGACACCAGAUCUGGCUCGUUAACGUGUCUGGAAUGAGCGUGAGCCACCUCUCAGCUGGCAAGCACAAGGGGCAUACUUGGAUUCCCAGGUUGGAAGAUUAUCUCAUUCAAGCACAGUUCUCCCAAAGAUAUAUAAGUGCAGAGAGUGUGGUGGUCCCUGCAGAGCUGGCCUGAGCCCUGGGAGGUGUCAGCCCUACAGGAGCACAGCCUUCGAGCAGCAGCAAACAUGACGAUGAUGAUGAAAGUAGAAGAGCUGGUGACAGGGAAGAAGGUGGAUGAUAAAGAGACUGGCAGCUUCCUCCCUGAGGACUUCAAAAAUGGAGAGUAUGAAGCUGCCGUAAGAUUAGAGAAGCAGGAGGACCUAAAGACAAUCCCUGAGCACUCAUUGACUCGAGGUGAUCUGGCUUAUGAGAAGGAGAAAAAACUAGAAGCAGAGCUGAAGAAGAAGAAAUUAGAGGCCAGGUCAAAACUUGAAAACUUGGAGGAUCUUGAAAAAAUUAUCCAGCUGAAGAAGAAGAAAAAAUGCAAGAAAGUGAAAGUGCCUGUUUUAAAGAAACCUGAACCAGAAGUUAUUACAGGACCUGUGGAUAUCCCCACAUUCUUCAAAGCUGCACUGGAGAAUAAGUUGCCCGUAAUUGAAAAAUACCUGUCAGAAAAAGGGGAUCCAAAUGUCUGUGAUAAGUUCAAACGCACUGCACUGCACAGGGCGUGCUCCGAAGGACAUCUAGAGGUGGUGAAAAAGUUGGUGGAAGCUGGAGCCCGGCUUGAACAGAAAGACAUGCUUCAUUCUACAGCUCUGCACUGGGCAUGCCGGGGAGGGAAUCUGGAUGUUCUGAAAUUCUUACUGGACAAAGGGAUAAACAUAAAUGCAAGAGACAAGCUGCUCAGCACGCCCUUGCACGUGGCUGUGCGAACAGGUCGCUACGACUGCGGAGAGCACCUCAUUGCCUGUGAAGCAGAUCUCAACGCCAGAGACAGGGAAGGAGACACACCAAUGCACGACGCCGUGAGGCUGAACCGCUACAAAAUCAUCAGGCUCCUGAUCCUGCACGGAGCAGACCUGACUCUAAAGAACUGCGAAGGGAAAACUCCUAUGGAUCUUGUUCUUCAGUGGCAGAAUGGCACCAAAGAGAUAUUCAACAGCCUGAAAGACAAUUCUAAAAAGAGUGCUCAUCUAGGUAAAUUCUGAAGAAAGAAACCAGACCAUGCUUUGUGUUUGAAAUGCUUCCCACGAACCUGGAUGAAAAUGUCCUUGAACCUUGGCCUUAAGGCACUGGAUAUUUGAGGUGCCUUCACUGAAAAUUGCAAAAAACCUGCAAAGAAAUUAUUUUGAAAGACAAGUUGAGUGUUAAAAUUCCACUAGCUCUAAAAUGCCUUUAUUUAUUUCUAUUUAUUAUUUAUUUAUAAGUAAUUUUUAAUGAUCCUCAAUAUUAUUUAAGCUUUUUUUUAAUAGAUGCAAUUGCUCUAAAUGCAAUCUUUGCCAGCAACAUAAAUCCUUUUGUCUUAAAUGGCAGCCUUUUCAACCAUAUUAGCAACUUUCCUCGAGCCUUCCAAUAGCUCUAAAUAGAAAAUACUUGCAACUGUUGCCUUGUCUCACUACUAAAAUAACCUGUGAAUUGAGUGGUGGUAUGUGGAAGAGCAAUGGGAGAAGGUAUACUGAGGUGCCAAGUGGAUUUAAUGAAGUAGUUGAGGAAUGGUGUUUACUCAGGGUUUGGCAAUCGUGGUUGAUAAUGAGCUUGAGGACAGAGCUCCAACCACCACGUACCCCUUUGGACUGAAGGAUUCAGAUACAAUGUUGUGAAGGUGAGAGGAGAUGGUGUCAGGGAAGUGAAUUUUUUUAAAAACUAGACUACUACUAAGUAUGAUGAUAGAAGAAUGCAAAAUCAGAUUAUGUAUAUUUGUAAAUUUGUACUGCUUUUUCUGUACAUUUUGAACUGAUCCAUUUCAGAUUAAAUAAACAGAGUGGUUCUUUUUA